AUGUCGACUUUCGUGCGCUCUCCAGAUACAGAGCAGGGCUCUCGACCUAUCUACAAGGUCUACAAGCGACGCUUCUGGGGUCUGGCACAGCUGGUAUUGCUGAAUAUCGUCGUUAGUUGGGAUUGGUUGACCUUCUCGUCCAUCUCGACAACGGCCGCGGAGUAUUUCGAUGUCUCGGAGAGCGCUAUUAACUGGAUGAGCACUGCCUACCUCUUCGCGUUCUGUGCUGUGAGCCCCAUCGUUAUCUGGAUCCUGAACAAAGGCGGCCCCAAACCAGCUAUAAUCACCACCGCCACACUUCUACUAGUCGGCAACUGGCUUAGAUAUGCCGGUACCAGAGCCAACGGCGGCAUCUUCGGGCUCGCGAUGUUCGGCCAGAUCCUAAUAGGCUUCGCGCAGCCCUUCUGCCUCUGCGCACCAACCCGAUACAGCGAGCUCUGGUUCUCAGAUAAAGGCCGCACGAGCGCAACAGCAGUCGCCAGUCUGGCGAACCCACUCGGCGCAGCCCUGGGCCAGUUAAUCGACUCGGAGUGGGCGUCGAAACCCUCUGAUAUUCCGAAUAUGGUUUUGUACAUCUCGAUCAUCGUACGUGAAGCCCACCCACCCCCCCCAAAAGCUAAUCCACCCAUUGGUACUUUCUCUCUUUCUUGCUCACACCAUGUAAACAAACAGUCCACUGUCGCAGCAAUCCCAUCAUUCUUCCUCCCAGCAUCACCACCAACACCCGCAAGCGCAUCCUCCGCAAAGCCGCCCACGCCACUGGGCGCCGCAGUGCGCAAACUAACCAGCACAUGGGAAUUCUGGCAGAUCUUCAUCCCAUUCUCUGUAUACGUGGGCUUCUUCAACAGCGUCUCCUCUUUGCUAAACCAAAUCCUCAGUCCGCACGGGUUCUCCGAGACAGAAGCCGGCAUUGCAGGCGCCAUCCUGAUCGUGGUGGGACUCGUCACGUCAGCAAUCAUGUCACCGAUAACAGACCGAUACAAGCACUACCUGGGCAGCAUCCGGGUGCUAGUGCCCGUGGUAGCAGUCACGUACAUCGGACUUAUUUUCGCGCCGGGCAGUGCGGCAGGAAUCCCGCCUUCGUAUGUGGUCAUGGCGCUACUGGGCGCGGCGUCUUUCGCGAUGCUGCCGAUUGUGCUAGAGUACCUGGCUGAGAUUACUUAUCCGGUCUCGUCCGAGAUUGGGAGUACCAUCUGCUGGACGGGUGGACAGUUGCUUGGUGCGUGUUUUAUUCUAAUUCAGGAUGCGUUGAAGGCUGGGGCUGGGGGUGCGCCGCCGUAUAAUAUGCGGAAUGCGUUGGUGUUUGCCGCUGUGGUUGCUGUUGUGGCUGCCCCGUUUCCGUUGACGAUUGGGCUGUUUGGGAGAGAUGUUCAUCGUCGUAGGUGGGAGGUUGAUCGUGGUGUUGAGUUGCAGCAGGUUGGGGAGCUGGCUGGGACGGUUGAGAAUGAUAAUGCUAAGAGGGUUAGGUCUGAUGAGUCUGCUGCGGAUACUGAUACUCUGAUCAAGACUUGA
This is a messenger RNA of Penicillium samsonianum, 1512 nucleotides long. Its product is annotated as putative cell surface receptor/MFS transporter (FLVCR). The record is from RefSeq and is a predicted model, not a curated record. Gene Ontology annotation, cellular component: membrane. The transcript is spliced from 3 exons. Gene Ontology annotation, molecular function: transmembrane transporter activity. NCBI's taxonomy places the organism in Eukaryota, Fungi, Ascomycota, Eurotiomycetes, Eurotiales, Aspergillaceae. Bases 1 to 1512 code for a protein of 503 amino acids. Gene Ontology annotation, biological process: transmembrane transport.